This is a messenger RNA of Trypanosoma brucei brucei TREU927, 1389 nucleotides long. RefSeq lists its product as hypothetical. NCBI's taxonomy places the organism in Eukaryota, Euglenozoa, Kinetoplastea, Trypanosomatida, Trypanosomatidae. The record is from RefSeq and is a predicted model, not a curated record. The transcript has a single exon. The coding region runs from base 1 to 1389 and encodes 462 amino acids.
AUGGACGCUGUUGUAAAUAGUGAAGUGCAGCAACUGCGCGAAGAGCUUGAGAAAGCCAAACACCGGAUGCAGGUCUGGAAGGAGAAGACUCAAGUAGGCGUCACGGAGCUGCGUAACAGAAUUAUAGAACUUACCACUGAACUGGAAGAAUCCCGAGCAGCCAACGAUCAACUCAGUCAGCAGUUGCAAAAUGCAAAGAGUGUUGCCACAGCGGCUGCAUCCACUUCGGGUGCUGUGCCCGAAUGCAGCAGUUUUGCGGAGUCUCACUAUUUUAGUCAUGUCGGGGCAUGGGUGACCGCUUCAUCGGAUGCAUUAGUCGAAAUACUUUUGGACAAGUCUGAUGCUGCGCUUGACAUUGCUGUGGGAACAUGGCGUGAGUUAGAAAAGCACAAGCGAAGGACUGCCCAAACGUUGCGAAUGCAAAAGAAGACUACUGAAGCCCUCGAGCAGGAGCUGGCCGGUCUCCGUGAGACACUUACUGGCGCGCAGGCGGAAUUAGUGGAACGCAAAUCUGCCAUUGAGCGGCGUGAUCAAGCCCUAGAAACCUUACAGAACCGAUUGGAAACUUUGGAGGAGGCCAAGGCAUCAUUUGAAGCCUCUCAAGCGGCAAUGGCAAGCCGACCAAACGCGGAGCAGAUUAAUGCGUUUGAAGAGCGGUUGGAAGAGGAAAGGGAAAAUAUGCGGCACGAGUUUACCGUCCGGGAAUCUAUCAUUUUUGACCAACACCGUGACGAAAUGGAGAGAUUGAUGUCGCGGUAUGAGCAAGAUAUGGCGGAACUGCGUGCCGAGUUGGAGGAAAGGGCAUUAGAAACAGCGGAGACCGGGAAUAAACAUUUAGGGGAAGGCGCACAGGCUAGGGGACAGUCGGAGCAGCGAGAUGACGCAGCGUACGGGGAGCUGUUGGAUCAUUUAAAGUCCCUUCAGGAAGAAUUGAGGGGAGCUCAGGAAGAAAAUCAAAAGUUAACGCAAGAACUAGCUGCUGUCAAGAGAACCCACUCAGGUGUAGGUGGCCCGGUCUUGGGGAGUUGCAGUGUUAAGGACUUUAAUGGGCAAAAUAAACCCUCAACGCUUCCUGAGGCACUUUCUCGUAUUGCAGAACUUGAAGGGGAUGUGAGUCGGUUGUCAGAUGAACUGUGUGCAACACGGAGACGCCUUGUCGCCACACGGCACCAGUCGAAUACAACGAAAGACCAAGAGAACAGUUUGGUAUUUGAUGGGCAGCUAGCAACUUAUUUGAGGUUCACGGUUGUGCAGCUCCUCUGUUCCAGCGGAGACACCAACGUGGCCAAGAACCUUUUUCCCGUGCUUACCACACUUCUACGCUUUGACAAGUCGAACCUUAGUGAGAUUUACAAGAAAAAUCCUGGGUGGGUCAAGAGAAGGUUUUGA